Messenger RNA from Closterium sp. Yama58-4, 543 nucleotides. The record is from the annotation of a GenBank genome assembly. Lineage: Eukaryota; Viridiplantae; Streptophyta; Zygnematophyceae; Desmidiales; Closteriaceae.
AUGAGUGCUGGCGUGUGGAUGAGUGCUGGCGUGUGGAUGAGUGCUGGCGUGUGGAUGAGUGCUGGCGUGUGGAUGAGUGCUGGCGUGUGGAUGAGUGCUGGCGUGUGGAUGAGUGCUGGCGUGUGGAUGAGUGCUGGCGUGUGGAUGAGUGCUGGCGUGUGGAUGAGUGCUGGCGUGUGGAUGAGUGCUGGCGUGUGGAUGAGUGCUGGCGUGUGGAUGAGUGCUGGCGUGUGGAUGAGUGCUGGCGUGUGGAUGAGUGCUGGCGUGUGGAUGAGUGCUGGCGUGUGGAUGAGUGCUGGCGUGUGGAUGAGUGCUGGCGUGUGGAUGAGUGCUGGCGUGUGGAUGAGUGCUGGCGUGUGGAUGAGUGCUGGCGUGUGGAUGAGUGCUGGCGUGUGGAUGAGUGCUGGCGUGUGGAUGAGUGCUGGCGUGUGGAUGAGUGCUGGCGUGUGGAUGAGUGCUGGCGUGUGGAUGAGUGCUGGCGUGUGGAUGAGUGCUGGCGUGUGGAUGAGUGCUGGCGUUUGGUUCAGCGGCGCACAAUCAUAG